AUGUUCAGGGUCCUUGGUGCUCUUACUGGCUCUAAAGGCUCCUCUGAGCUCAGCCAAGAUCAGCGGAGCAAAAAAAUAUUGAGCCAAGCUCAUGAUUUCGAGGUAGCACUGCAAGCUAUGGACUAUGUGCUAGAUGAUCACCCAGGUAAGGGUAUGGCUCUUUUGAAAAAUGGCAAAUCACAUAGUCAGGAUGAUGACCGUAGUGUCAGAGUUCUAGCCCGUGGUGUUAUUGAGUUUUUGGAAGCGACUCUUGGGUUUGAGGCAAGUGUGAUGAAAAAAGCUGCCACUACUUUAGCAGAAGCUCAACAGCUCUCACAGAAAAGAAGGCAAUGCUUCCAAAAACUCAAGUUAAAAACGAGCUCCUUGUAUCCCCCGGGAACUGAAUAUGCUGUAACGUAUACUGAGGCGUGCCUCUUGCAUGCCUUGCUAAUGCUGUUCAGCGAGAGCAUGGUUGAAAGUGCAAAAGCACUUUUCAAGUUAAGAAAAGCUUACCACAUGCUACAAGAAAUUCUGAAUGACAUAAAUGCUGCUAAAGCAAGCUCAGGGGCGUCAAUACAUUCUCAGGAUGCGAAUGCUUCUUGCGCCUCCUUUAUUGCCGCGGAUACGUCAAAGUUCAAAUCAGUUGAUAUCCCGUAUGAGCUGACCCCUCAGGAACAACAAGAUCGAAAGCUUAUGGAACUAGCGGAAGAUAUCUAUCACAUGCGGAAGAAGAGACUCGAGGGAGCCCACAUUGGAAACUCUCCCGCGGCAGAAAGACUGAGGACAAACCUUGGAUUGCAGGCUAUGAGUGACUUAUCUCUUGACUCUGAAGCAAAAAAGAGGCCAAUUAACCUUUCAAACGAAGAAAUUGAACAAGACCAGGCAACAAUUGACGAGUUUAUACACUCUGGUGUCAACUUGUGUUUUGGUAUUUUGCAAGUAGUGCUAUCGCUCAUACCACCAGCUAUCGGUGCUGUACUCUCUAUCGUCGGAUUUCAUGGCUCGAGGGAGGAAGGAUUGAGGAUGAUAUGGCGAUCCACUAAGGACCGUAACAUUCAUGGUGGUAUCGGGCUGCUAUCUCUUCUAUUUUAUUAUGAUGGUCCAUUCCAAUUCACCGAUGUCGAUUUCGAUGUUCCGGCAACUAGUGAAGACACAGACAAAGCCUUAUCGAGUGACCUAGAUAAGCCCACAUUACUUCACCCGGGACAACUACUGGAAGACUCCCUACUACGGGCAAGAGCCGUUUUUCCUAACAGUGCCCUGUGGCUUCUGCAGGAAUCCAGGAUGCUCUCUUCCAAAGGAAGGCCACAGGAUGCAGUUGAUUUGAUGGAUUCCAUCGAUGUGAAUGGAAUAGAAAUGAGACAAGUCAAGGCAAUAAUGAUUUUUGAUAGGGCAAUGACUCUGGUUCAUCUCCACGAGUUUGAAAGGGCCGCUGAAGAUUUACUUUCGUUGUUGGAUAUUAGUGAGUGGUCUCACGCGCUGUAUACUUAUUUUGCGGGGUGUUGCUAUUUGGAGAACUACCGAAUGUGUCAAAUUGGUAUGAUGGAUACAACGAAAAUGUCAUUUUACAAGGAGCGUGCUACGAAAUUGAUUUUCAGCUCGCCGGAAUUGGCAGGAAAAAAGAAGUUUAUGGCCAAGAACACCCCGCUAGAGAGGUUCAUGUUGAGAAAGGUCGACCAGUUCAAGAGAAAUCAAUUCGCGUUGAAACUGAAUGAUCCGCUUGAGGCGAUUGGUGUUUCUCCAGUGCAUGAAUUGACCUAUUUUUACAAUGGAUAUAACAGAAUGACCAAAAGCGCUCUUGCAGUGUCGCAUAGACUUCUUACUGAGUACAAAAAUGCUAUGGUAGAAAGGUGCAAUCCCGAUCAGGAGCUGAUCAAAAAUUUUCUUGUUUCCUUAACACUACGGAGACUUGGAAAUUUGGAUGACGGUUGUGAACUCCUGGACAAGCAUGUUUUAUCUCACCUAUUCACAACGGAAACACCGGACAAAUUCAAGUAUUUCAAGAAGACUGAGGACCCAUGGCUUUACCCCACGGCAUUCUAUGAGCGUGCGCUUUUUACGUGGAAACUAAAGGGCAUGGAUGGUCUAGAUGAGUGCAAAACGUGGCUUCUUAGAGCCCAAAAUUAUGCCGAAGACUAUGAGCUCAGUACACGUAUUGGAAUGAAGAUAAAAGCCGCCAUUGACAGGCUAGAUGCUUAA
This is a messenger RNA of Lachancea dasiensis, 2178 nucleotides long. The record is from the annotation of a GenBank genome assembly. Lineage: Eukaryota; Fungi; Ascomycota; Saccharomycetes; Saccharomycetales; Saccharomycetaceae.